Molecule: messenger RNA, 2242 nt
Organism: Marchantia polymorpha subsp. ruderalis
Lineage: Eukaryota; Viridiplantae; Streptophyta; Marchantiopsida; Marchantiales; Marchantiaceae
Source: the annotation of a GenBank genome assembly
UCCGCUCGGCUGACCCGCUGAGACGAAACAAAUUUCAUGAGUGGUGACGCGAAACCGCUUAGAGGUACAAUUUAUUUCGUUGUCUGCAGAGACCUGCUUCGACACGAGACUCUGCAGCCACGCUGAUGGAUCCAGCGAAUCGUGUUAGACGUUACGUCUGUUAUUGCCGAUGAGCAAAUUAGGCGGGACUACGGAGACGGUCGUAGAAAAUCUAUCCGGACAGCUCACGAGAAGGGAAGAGUCAGAGGUCCUGCUCUGUACGUUGUUAAACCCACUCCGAUGACAGAUGGGUGUUUUCUGACGCAAGUCAAAGGGGACGGAUUUAUUGUUCAUUCUGCAGAGGGUUCAACUGAAGGCUCAUUUCAUAAAACGCUCUAUUCUAGCUUCUCGUGAAACUGUGACUGCUCCAUCAUCAGAAGGACGCAGUAAUCUACCCUCGACAGACGACCCAGCACCUCGAAACGAUGACAGCAGUGAAUUCUAAUUCAUGCGUGGAUUCAUCGAGCGCAGAUAGAGAAGCCAGUGGCCGCACCGUGUGCGUUACUGGGGCAAAUGGAUUCAUAGCAUCGUGGCUUGUGGCACAAUUACUCGAUCAAGGAUACACCGUGCGGGGCACGGUCCGUAGUCCUGAAAAUGAGGAUAAAAAUGGGCACUUGUGGAAACUGAAAGGAGCAGAUCAAAGACUCAAGCUUUACAAAGCCGACAUCUUGGACUACGAAGCACUUGCUGGAGUAGUGGCCGGAUGCGAAGGCGUUUUUCACGUUGCCUCUCCAACUGUACCGGAUUCAGACGAUCACCAGAAAGAGAUGGUCGACUGCGCAGUUGCAGGAGUCGUUAAUUGCCUGGAAGCAUGCGCAGCCGCAGGGGUUAAGCGUGUCAUUCUGAUGUCAAGCAUUCUCGCUUGUAUGUACAACAGAGGCCAGGACGCGAGCAAAGUACCAGAUGAAAAUGAUUGGGCUGAUGCAGAAUUUUUUAAGGAAAGGGGGUCCGAUCCAAAAACUUUCAACGAAGUCGGGGCCUGGUAUACGGUUGGGAAAAUAAUGGCGGAGCGAAAAGCUUGGGAGAUUGCAGAAAGGACGGGACUUGAUGUGAUUUCGAUCCUCCCAGCCAUGUGCUAUGGACCCAAUCUGCAGAAAGAAGUGAGCCCCAGCAACAUAACUAUGCUCCCACUUUUCCAUGGCUCGUAUAUACCCUUAAUGUUCUGUUAUGGUGGACCGGUUGACGUCAGGGACGUUGCCGCCGCCAUGAUUUUAUUAUACGAAACUCCAUCAGCCUCGGGGCGCUAUAUCUGCGCAGAAAGCUAUGCGCCUCUUAGCGAUGUCAUGAACCUCGUCGCCCAGCUUUAUCCUCGACAUAAUAUUCCUCAGAUUGAAAACACUCAGCCUUGGCUAGCACGCUGCAAAUCACCAUCCAAAAGGCUUGAAGCGCUGGGAUUCAAGUUCAGGCCUUCCUCAGAAGGUAUCAUCGCCGCAUUGCAAGAAUUCGAAGAAAGAGGACUCAUACCGAAGCUGGACUCGUAGUUCUUUCCGCAAUUGGGAGUAUGCAGAGGGACAGACGGUAAACUUGACAUCUGGACUGGAGAAUCUGUGUAGUUGUUCAGACUUGAACAUAGUACAGGAGCAUAACUCACUCUGUGCUGUUACAUUUAUGCUCAAUAUACGCUCUUAGCGUUAGUGAAGAUUGUAGUACCUGAAACAGUUAUCAUUUCUCUGGCGUGAAAGCCCUUGGGGGCAAAAUUGGAAACGAAUCCGCUGAAGUUCAAAAUUGGGACUGGAAGAUUGGUGUCAGACAAUCAAUUGGUCGACCAAAUUGAUAGCUGACAAAUUUUGUCCAUCUCUGCGACCCGCUGCUACAGUCCAGGUUGGCCCUCCACCCUUUGAACAUUGACAGCAGGCAAGUGGGAAUAUACAGAACGCUUUUAAGAUGGUGAUCAGCGAAGGCAAAGUACGGUCACUAAUGGAUGAGGUACUUUUUCUCUGUUGUAAAUAGUUUAACUUCGUGGUUUAAGUGGGAACUUACUUUGACGGUGGCGUCACGAGCUGCCAUGAUGAGUAUAUCUGCAUGGGCUGUUAUACAACACCUGGGCAGGCAUAUUCUAGAACUGCCUUGAUUUCAUCGCCCUUGGCAACACUUCUGAGCCCAAAGCUGGCAUGAGCUUCACUCUCUGAUUGGUUGCUUCGAGUGGAGUUCAGAAGAACAGAACAAUCACAACCAGCAUAACAAUGGCAAAUGUAGGACCGGC